AUGCAGCAAUACCAUUGCAACACCACGCAGAGAUCUUGGAAGAAGGUAAGCGGUUUAAAUAAAGCAACGCCGAUGGAGUGUUGCAAUGCCCUCGUGGAGAUUAUCCCGAGCAGGUGUAAAGCAAAGAGCAUCCGCCGGAGGUCACUGUUCAUUAAACUGAAUGGGGAACAAAACAAAUGAGCCCCAAUCCGUCCCAUUCCGUUGACAUAUUAGAGUGAUAGGGGCAUUCAAAUUGCACGACCCCCCUCCCCCCCCCCAAAAAAAAAUCUCCUGGAGUAUCUCAACAGUUGUCAGUGAUGAGAAAAAUCCCUGUCCUCAGACUUGCAACCAAAAAUGAAAUGACACAAAAGGUAAAAGAGGCAGAGGGAGGAAGCAAGUUCGGAAAUGUACGUAGUAAUAAUAUUUUCAUACCAAAAUGUCACAGAAGACAUUACAGACUGCAUAAAGCUGUCUGAGUCUCCCAUUGAAACCAAAGGGAAAAUGAAAACUAAGGGGGGGGGGAAUGAAAACAAAGAGAACAUUUAAUGAAUGCAAUUGGAACAAAUGGAAAUGAAAUCAAUUAAACUUCUGAAUGAAUCAACGAAGCAUUUCUCACCCCACACUACUCCUACAAACAGACCUUUCGAAAACCUUAUUAAACUGAAAGCUAACUAUGCUUGAUACUAGCUUCUGUUGCUUUUUUGUUUUUUUCUAAACAGGGAUCUAUUUUGGAGAAGUUGGGAAUCUGUACAAAACCGACAUUCCUUAAAUGGAGUUCCUCUGCAAUGCCAGCAGGGAGCGAGCCCAGACUCUACACUAUUGACACAAAAUUUGACAAUGUGACUGUGAGGAUUUAUCAGCCAAAGGGCCUAUCCACAGGACAGAGAGGAAUUAUCUACCUGUAUGGAGGAGCUGGCUUAUUCGGGAGCAUAAGUGAGUCAUUCUAAUUUAACUUACAACCAGUGUGAUCUGUGUGGGGCUUGAUCUGGAAACUGCAUCUCGUGCACAGUGCUGGGACCAGGUUGUUUAGUAGAACAACUGGACAAGCAGAUAUUACACCUGUGUUGAAGCCACUGCACUGGCUGCUGAUCAACUACCGGCGCAUGUUCAAGGUCUUGUGGUUAGGACCAGGACAACUCAGGAGCAGGUUACCUGAAAGGCCACUUAUCCAUUACUUAGGUCGUGUAUGGAAAUUCUAAUCAGGGCACCGCAUCCUACGGAAUAUCCAGGGCCGGCCCUAGAUAUUUUGCCACCUGAGGCAAAGCAGAACAUGGCACACACACCCAACGCCCUGGCGCCUGUGGCAACUGGAGGUGACCUGGGGAAGCCCCAGCCCACUGAAGGCAGUGGAGGAGAAAAAAGGAGGCUGGAUAGGAACAAUGGCAGCAGCAGUAUCCCUGCUCUUUCCAGGUGGUGCAUGGGUGACAAGUGUUGGAGGCAGUAAGCAGUGAGCAGCACACUCCUGGGGGACUUCCCAGCUCUCCCCAGCCUGCUGCCUGAGGAGACUGCCUCACCCAAGCCUAAUGGGCUGGCUGGCUCUGAGAAUAUCAUGGGGCAGUGUCCCUCAAAACAGGCAUUUUCUGUUUGUUGUUCUCCCUGUACUGUGAAAUCCCCUUCCCUCUUCCACACAGGAAGCAGCUAUCACCAGUUGCUACAGGCAUCUUGUGAAGUCUUUUCCUUUUGCCCUGGCUUUCCCUAGCCCAUGACUUUGACCCUGUAAUUACAGUUGCCAUGUGUCCUCUUUUUCCAGGACAUGUCCUCUUUUUCAUGGGUAGCGAUCCAUAUCGAUUCAUAGUUAAAGGCAGAAGUUGGCAAAAGUGUCCUCUUUUUUGCUCUUCAAAAUAUGGCAACCCAUAUGUUUCUAACCUUUUAUAUGUUUUUAUGUUGCUACUCUACUGGUUUUAGGCUGUAUUUUAACGUUUUGAUGUUUUUCGUUUCCUUUUUGGACUGUACACUGCUCAGGGAUUUUUGGAAUAUUAAGUGGUUUAUAAAUGCUUUCUAAUAAUUAUAGAUAGAUAGAUAGAUAGAUAGAUAGAUAGAUAGAUAGAUAGAUAUAGAUAUAUAUACAUAUUUUAAAGGAAUUGGUGUGAAGAAAGAAGCUGUGAUGGUAAUGAAGGUAUCAUAUGUAGCUUUCAGCCAUAUUUGCAGUCAUCACUAUAAUUUAAAUAAAGAGGUCAUUUAGGCCGGAGAGAGAUAAAGUAACCCUGAGAAGAAGAGUUCAAUGUAUAUGGGGAAAAACUAUUCCACAUUUGGUAUCUGCUAAGUGUGUGCAUUUCAGAAAGGGAUAAACAGAUAAGAUGAUUUCACACACAUGGUAUCCUUUUUUCUAUGUAGCUCAAGGUAUAAUUAAUAAAGCACCUCUGAUUAAAUCCAAUUCUUAUCUCCUUACUUCCAGUCUCUUAGCACAAUUGAUGGAUACCAAACUGGUACUAUGGUGACCAGAUUUCUAGCUAGUGAGAAAGGCUAGAAGCAAGUAUUGCCAAAUCGGUACCCUCCAGCCUUUGUGAAUUACAACUCCUACUGGACCAUUAGGAUAGCUGGGGCUGAUGGAAGUUGUAGUUCAAUGACAUCCAAUGUAGUCCAAUCUUUUCUGUGAACUGCCCUGAGACCUCUGGCUAUAGGGUUGGUAUAUAAACUCAAAUAAUAAUAAUAAUAAUAAUAAUAAUAAUAAUAAUCUGAAGGGCAACCCCUGGCUCAGAGAGUCAGAAGCCAGAUUUAUCGGUUUGUCGUAUAGUAGGAAGAAAGAAGAGGAACAUGCAGGAAAUGCCUAGGGGAGGGAAAUAAUCUUUGACAACGAGGGUAUUAGUUUGACUUUGGGGCCUUGGGAUCUGGAUGGGUGGAAGGCUGGGUAAAUAGGAAAGAUGGGGAUUCUCCUCUGGCUCGGAUACAAACAGAGCCACAAAGAAGACUUGGGGUUGCGUCGUACUCGUCUCACAUCCACAUUAAUGUAGAAAUGUGCAUGCCAUUGUGUAAAGUAUUAAUACACUGAAGGUCUUUUUACUAUCCAGAAGCUUAUCGGAUGCUGUGCCGCUACCUUUCCAGAGAAAGUGAAUCAGUGCUUGUGUGUGUUGGGUAAGUCUACGUAUUCCUGCAUUCAUCCUGGAUAUCCUGAACAGCUGAUAAGUGUGGAAGCAGGUGACACCCCCCCCCAAAUUACUCCCAAAAGCAGUGGGGGAAUUUGCCACUACAUGGUACAGGGUUAGCCAAUGCAGUGUCCUCCACGUGUUGUUAAAUGCCAAGUCCCAUCAACCCCAGACAGCAUGAUUUAUGGUCUGGGCUUAUAAGAGUUGUCGUAUAAGUUGUUGUGCGCGUGGGGCUGCAAGCAAGGGAGGGACUCCCAUACAUUGAUGGUGGCAGUGUGACAAGCUUACUGGGUUUGGGCAAAUUACUUUUGAUGUCGUUUCUCAUCUUGGUCUAUCCCUGAACGCAAACCCUGCUCCAGCCCUUCUGCCACUAGAUCCUGAUCUAGAUGCUCCCAUUAUACAUAGACCACUGCCCAUUUCCCAAUGGAAAGGUCUCAAAGGUCCAUCUAUGAUGGGAUGGCAAGGAGAAGUCUGAGGUUUGGCUCUCUUCAAGCAUCUUACAUAGCACAGAAGGGUGCUGAGAGGCCAAACUAAACAGGACCCUUUUGACAAGGUAUAGAUCAGCUGUGUGAACAGAUGUCAGUGGCAGACCACCAGGCACACAUACUGAGUUAUGAAGAGGCUGUGCCACAUAUAGAUGAAGCCUUUGCAAUGCUUCAGUGAUUCAGUUCCGUGGCAGUGCCCAUGCUCAAGCUUCCUUCUUAUAUGUGACUGGUGAACUCAUGUAACACGGGUAUUGUUGGAGUUGAUCAAUGUCAUCUUAUUAUAAGACCAAUUAAUAUUCUAGAAAAUAAAAAUAAAGAAAACAGAACCAGCCAUUUGCCUCCUUGUCUCAAACUGUUUGCAGGCUUUGAGAUCUCCAAGAGUCAACACAAUAUUGAAAAAGAUACCCUAUAUAUAAAGUGCUUUGACAAUAUCACCAGAUUUAUUAAUCAGCAAUACAAAGUAAAUUGAUGUUUCUGGUUUUUCUUCUUCUGUACCUGUUCCUGAAAGAGUAAGAGACAAUUACAGUCUAGGUUUUGUACCCUGUUACACCUAAUCUAUUUCUACGGCAACUCACUGCUACAGUUAAAUGGUGGAAACAUGUAUCUGACAUAUUGAAUAUUUUAUGAAAGAAUCCCAUGCUCUAAGGCAGACAUCAUGUCUGCUGUGUAAUUGCCCAGGGUGUAAAAAUCAUUUGCUCAGGAUGGUAAAUUUUAAUAAAGUGAGCCUCUUUUGGUUUAUGACUUGUGUACCACAGCAGUGCUAGAACCACAGCAGUGUUUACUGAAAUUUAAAAUUAAAUUACAUUGUGAAGUUGUUGACCUUUUGGAAGUUCAUUAAGGCUUCCCAUAAACAUCUGGUUGGCUACUGUGAAAACUGGGUGCUGGACUAGAAUGUCCCAUAGCCUGAGCCAUCAGUGCAGACAUUACUCUAUGCAUUUUUCUACAUGUCACUUGGAUGGAGAACAGUCCUACCAAAGUUGGAGAAGGGCAGAUUUCAAACAAUGGCUAUGUUUCAUUUCACAUAUUGUUUUAGAAAGUGUGAACUAGACUGGUUUGUCUUUAACUAAGAAUAGGAUUGACUUUUUCCCCUGCCCCUUCUCUCCAUCAUCUUCUAGGCAACGUUUGGCUCCUAAGCACCGCUGUCCUGCACAAAUCAUGGACUGCAUCACCGCCACUGAAUACUUUUUGAAAAAUGCAAGUGAUUAUGGGGUAGACCCUAAUCGUAUUGUCAUUGCUGGUGACAGCACUGGGGCUGGAAUGGUUCCCCUUGUCUGUCAACAUCUGUUAACGAGAAAGGAUCUCUCAAAGGUCAGAGCCCAGAUCCUGCUCUACCCAAAUAUUCAAACACUGGACUACAACUUGCCAUCUUAUCAGCAAAACCGAAAUGUCCCCAUCCUGUUCACAAAAUGGACUGCUGAAUUUGACCUCAGGUUUAUGAAUGUGAAGCUAGCAUAUUUGGAUCAAGUCCUGAAGGGGGGCCAUGUUUCCGAAGAAAUGAAGAUGAAAUACAAGAAAUGGAUCCAUGCAGAUCAUAUCCCGGAUGAGUUUAAAGUCAGGGGCUACAAACCACCCCCGCCAGUCCCAUUUUCAAAGGAGUUGCACGAAAUGAUGAAGCUUUCUUUCGAUCCCAAGCACUGUGCUCUUCUAGUGGAAGAUGACGUUGUGCGUCAGCUCCCCGAGACGUUUAUGUUAACCUGUGAGUAUGAUGUGCUUAGGGAUGAUGGACUGCUAUACAAAAAACGGUUGGAGGACAACGGUGUGCCCGUAACUUGGCACCAUGCAAAGGAUGGAUUCCAUGGGAUUGUAAGUUCAAUUGAUUGGUUCUUUGAAUGGCCAUGUGCAAGGGUGGCAGCAGAGCAUUUAACACGCUUCAUAAAACAAUUCUGAUCAAAAAUCUGUUCUCUUUCCCGCAUAAAGACCGUUCAUUUUACUGCAUGCAGUGCACUUGAAGAAAAUGUUAUGAAAAUGAUGUACAGAUUGUAUUUAACACCAGCUAAACUGGCUAAAAUGUACAAGACAAGAACUAACGAGUGCUGGAAAUGUAAGGGAGGGGAAGGUAUCUUUUACCACAAGUGGUGGAGGUAAAGGCUUUCUGGGAAAUGACAUAUAACGAGUUAAAGAAAAUUUUUAAAAAUACUUUUUGUUAAAAAAAACCCAGAAGCCUUUUUUACUGGGUGUAGUGGGUGAAGAGAUACUAAGGGAAGAUAAAAGACUGUUUAUGUAUGCAACAACCGCGGCAAGAAAUCUUUUAGCCCAAAAAAUGGAAACAGCAAGAAGUACCAACGAAAAGGAGUGGCAGAUGAGGCUGAUGGACUUCGCAGAACUGGCGAAGCUGACAGGAAAAAUCCAAAACCAGCACGAUCAAGUAUUCCAAAAGCAUUGGAGUAAAUUUAUACGAUAUUUGAAAGAUUAUUGUAAGCAAUUAACAUCACUAGCAGGGUUGUCCAAUGACCUGUAGUGAGAAAUUUUCUACCUUUCUAUUUUUAUUUAAAUUUUGAGACAUUCUGUAAUAAGUCUAAUUAGAAUUAGAAUUGAAAAAACUUAUAAAUAGCAGUGAUAUAAAGGUUAAUUUCGAAAUCCAUGAGGUGGAAGGGAAAGAAAUUGACAGGCUCUAAAGAGCCAGGGCGAUAUAGUGGAUAAUGACGAUGUGAAUGUAUAACAUUAAAUGGAAUAAUAAUAAUAAUAAUAAUAAUAAUAAUAAUAUACCUCUCAUCCAACUUUAGGGUGCCUCGUUUAGGGCUGUAGAAUGCGCAUAAUUCUGAAAAGGAUCCCUUAUUUGUGAUUGCUUGUGCGUUGGAACCGGUCUGCCGAUAUAGUAUGUUACAUUUGGCCUAAUCUCAGAGAGUUAUAUAUAAAAUGUUUGUCCUAAGCAGAGUUGUUGGCAUCUGUCUUGAAAGACAAAGGAGUGCACCUCCGGUGAUGAAGUCAAACCAAAGUGAUCUCUCUGGGGCGCAAGCCUGGGCGAUGCAUGUGGAGGUCCUGGACCGCCGACGACAAGACCUCCCUCUCAGCCUCACUGAUGUGGUCCAAAGGAAAGCAGAGCAAUACGUUUGUCACCAGCUUGGCUGCAGGGGUUGCUGGAAAGAGGCGUAGAAUGAGCCAUCUAACCUAGGGUUACCAGAUGUCCCCGGUUUCCGGGGACAGUCUCAAGAUUUGCAAAUCUGUCCCCGGACAAAUUCCGUCCCUGGAAUGUCCCCAGAUUUGCAAAUCUGUCUCCUGGAAACGUGGCAGCGGCAGCCUCAGCUCUGGCUGGCUUCAGGAGCUGCCCGCUGCCGUGGCACCCACCAUUUUUCCUUGCCGGAACUUCCAGCCUGGAGCCAGACUGGUAGCGCAGUUGGUUCUGGCAGGCUUCAGGAGCUGCCCACUGCUGUGGUGCCCACCAUUUUUCCUUGCUGGAACUUCCAGCGAGGAAAAAUGGCAGGCACCACGGCAGCGAGCAGCGACCAGGCUGGCUCCGGGCUGUUGACUGCCGCUGCUGCCGUCACUGCCAAAGGGGAACCGGGGACGUCCGGCAGUACAGAUCUUCUGUCCCCUCCCCCCUUUGUUUUGACUGAUAGGGGAAGGCUCGGGAUUUGCAGGCAGGCAGCCGUUGCCCAGUUUUUAAAAAACCCUCUGCGCAUUUAUGUUUCACAGGGUGUGAAAGAAGGGCUUUGCACCUUUAUACAAUAUGCAUGUGUUCUUGGGCCCAGGGUCUUUUGCCUCACCAUCCCCACUACUGACUUCCUGUUGCUACUCAGCUUCAAAAAAAAUAAAAAGUGUCCCUGGAUUCAUUGAAAAAAAUCUGGUAACCAUAAUCUAACCAUUUUAUGGAUGCCACUCAGGAUUUGUGUAGCAUUUACGGUACUCCUUAGCCUGUAUUUGGGAACUUGGGGACAGUACUGAGCCAAACUUUUGUUCAUUGGCAGCUGGGGUUUAUGGGGAAACUUUAAGACCCCUAGGAAUUAUAUGAGAACUUAGUCUCAUACGAGUAACAGCUUCCUGCCUAGAAAUUUACAGCCACCUUGUCACCUGAGGCUGGUAUCAUAAAGCUCAAGCAUGCCCUACCUGCAGUCCAUCUCUUUAAUGUAACAUUUGGCACCAGGACUUGUCACAGGGAUGUUUCAGGCUAAAGUUCAAAAUGAGUCUAGCCUCUUGUGCUCUUGAAAGGGUUAGGGCCAUUGAGAGCUGUGUCUCAGGGAAAUGUAUAAAACAUUCUUUAACUUGGUGGGGUUUUUUGUCCACUCAGUUCUCCUACAAAUCUGCUUCUGCUGGGUUUUUCAGGCAGUGAUGGACCAAGCCAAUCUCACUUCAGGAGUGGGUUGAGGUUUAUGAGAAAAGUGUAUCAUAAUAGCUAGUAAAAUCUUCCUUAUUUUAUUGUGUUCUGGUGCUGUGAUUAAAAUGUUCCUGAACCUCUAAUUUGACUGAUUUUAAAAUAAAUUAUAUAUUUUGCAUUGGGUUACAGAAUCUUUCCUGUUUCUUCCUAUCUUAAAUAAAUUCUGCUGCUAUAGAAACAGUUGGUGUGAGUUAUUGGAAAUGGGCUUUGAGUCUGAUUUCAGUGUUCUGAACAAUUUGGGGGGUCAUGGAGGUUUCUGGGGGAAAGUGUCCUUCCCAUUUUUUGGCUGAGGAUUUGCAGAAGGGAGAGAGAGCUGAGGCACAUCUCAGUCCUAGAGGGUCCCUGAAAGUUGAGUUGUCUAAUUUGGACUCCUGCUAGUCCACAAAUCAGUAGGUGGUGGAAGGUAUACCUUGGACUAAGGAGUAUUAAAAUUGAUGGGAGAACCACUGUAUAAUAAUAAUAAUAAUAAUAAUAAUAAUAAUAAUAAAUAAAUAAAUAAAUAAUAAUAAUUUUAUAUGUACCUUGCCCUCUCCGGCCGGAGCUCGGCUCAGGGCGGCUUACAUCAUAAAAACUAAUACAGUAUGCAAAGAACAUAAGAACAUAAAAACAGGCAAUCAAUUAAUUAAAAUACAUCUUAAAAUUAGUUCAGAACAAAUUAAAAUCUGGACAGAUGGCAGUCGAUGGGUAAAAUUGAGAAUGGUUAAUAUUCUCCAGGACCAAAUGUUACCACUGGUCUUAUAAAGGACCUGUGAGCGGGCUAGGAAGCGUCUUUAAUGCUUGUUCUUAUACAGAAAGGAAAGAAUCAGACUGAACCCUGACCAAAGGCCUGGAGGAACAGUUCUGUCUUGCAGGCCCUGCAGAAAGAUGUCAAAUCUGGCAGGGCCCUGGUCUCUUGUGAGAGAGAGUUCCACCAGGCUGGGGCUACGGCCAAAAAGGCCCUGGCUCUGGUCGAGGCCAGUCUAAUCUCCCUGGGAUCUUCAGAGUGUUAUUAUUUGCAGACCUUAAGGUCCUCCGUGGGGCAUACCAGGAGAGGCAGUUCUGUAGGUACGAGGGUCCUAGGCUGUAUAGUGAGGCAUCUGAUCAAGACUUGUAUUUUAAAAUGAGCUUAAAAAUAUAUAUUUGCAGAUGCUUGUGUGUUUCAUGCCAGACAUAAAGCAGCUGGCUGAGUACUCUGGCAGUUGUUUAUCUUCUUGAUCAAGGGCCCCCCUGAUCUAUAGCAGUACCUCAGGGUUGUAAAAGGAAAUUACAGGCUGGGAGCAAAAGGUCAUAUUGACCAUACAAAUUACAGAAUACAAUCAAGCUGCAAAAACACUAAUUAAGAGUUGGUAAAUAGUGAAAUUUAUUGUUUAACAGAAAAUACCAUGUGCCUCCCAUCAGACUCGAGCCACAUCUUCCUAAGGUUAAAGGGCAAGAGCUAAUAGAAACAGCAGCUGGCUUGAAAGGGGGGUGUAAAUUUAAGGGGUUGCUUUUGGAAACUGUUUUUACUAAGUUCCUUUUACUUUGAAAAGGCCUUUUCUUCUAAAAAUCUAUAUAUGUUAUGUAUGAAAUAUAUUGGCUUAAAUGUAAUUAUGCAAAGGAUUUAGAAAGUAAGAAAUGUUAGAUUCUUAUGUUAGAUUCUUAUUUCAUUGAUGGUGUGUGAGAAGGUGAACCCAAGAUCUCUGUUUAAGAUAAAAAUUAAAACCAUGAGCCAUCUGUUUUAGCCAUCUGUUUUGGAGUGAAAGGGCAAUAGGGCAAUAGGGCAAUAGGGCAAAGAUGAUCUGGUAAUUAAGGUGCCUGGUCGAGGCAAAUGUAAGAUAUAUGGCUACUUGUCUGCCAUUUAUGGAUAGAAGGAAAUAUAGCUCUUUGUCUCCCAUAAAAGGUAAUAGGAAAUGGGUGUAUCUUUUAUGAUUGGUUCUAGCAAACAGCCAAUAGGAAUUUCAACCAGGCUGAUUGGACAGAGGCAGCCAAAGGAGGAGCAAGGGGGCUGGGCUGAGGAAAUAUAAGUGCUGGCCAUCAGGGCUGGAGUGGGCAGAGCUUUGGUAACCAUAUACCACUGUGUCUCUCAUUUAUUUGUCUGACAAAUAAAUUAUUAUUUUAAUUUCUCUAUUGCUGAGUUGAAUAUUUCAUUCCAGCUAAGCGUUAACCACAAGCAGGGUGCUACAAUAGGGCUGUAAAGGUUAAAACCAGCACCUUAAAACUGAUCCUGUACUCCACCAGGAGCCAGUGCAGCUGGUGUAGCACCAGUUGAAUGUGCUCCCACAGCGAUGACCCCGUGAGGAGUCUUGCCGUGGCAUUCUUUAUUUCACAACAAGAAAGGUGAAAAGAGGAGUUGGAAAUCUUUAAAGAAUCAGUAAACUAUAUAUAUUGAAUUCAGUAGAUAUCACAAGCUUUUUAAUAAGAUGCUAAAAUCAUCAAUUUACAGCUUAGGUUUACUUCAGCUGCUUAAGCUUAUCACAGAGGAGUUAGAUCUUAGGUUUCAACAAUUUGUAGGUUACAAAACAGGCAAGUACUAACCUGCCUAAUAUCCUUCAUAUUCCCAACCUUUCGAAAUUUCACACCUGAGGCUCCUCUAUUAGACCCUGUCUGUCAGAGUAGAGGAUCAGCACACACUCCUAUUUUAACUGGUUUAGGAUUAUUCUUCUCUCACUAGAGAGAGAUAUCUCUUUCCUAUUGAGCUGGGAUGUAAGUAGAGCAUUCCCUCACAACUCCACUUCUCCUCACCCAAAAUCCAGCUUCCCAGUUCUUUCAUGUCUGUAUACCCUUGAAAGACAAUAACCAUGUAUUUCAGGCUAAUCGUCAGCCCAGAGACUGCCUUCUCUGAGUGUAAAUCUUCCCUCUGGGCUCAGAGUUUAUGCUGUUACCAAGCUGAAUGCCAGGAACCAAAACUUUCUCUCCCUUUUCCCGCUCAGAGUCAUGUCUUCACCUGCUUCUGGCUAGCUGUACCAAUCAGAGGGAAGCUCUAGCUCAGCAUAUUGAGAGCUUUAUCACUCUGGUGGAAUUCUGCCUGUAUUGUACCAUCAAACUUUGCUUUGCCUUGACCAUCCAUCGCAGUAGUGGUUUCCCGCCUUGAGGAAAGGUCAUCCACCUCCCCUUUUUUUCUUUAGGGGAAUGAAUCUGAGGAUGCAGCAUUCCCUGGGCUGUGCGUGAGAGGUGAUAUUGUGGCCACAUAG
This is a messenger RNA of Podarcis lilfordi (Lilford's wall lizard), 11008 nucleotides long. Lineage: Eukaryota; Metazoa; Chordata; Lepidosauria; Squamata; Lacertidae. The record is from the annotation of a GenBank genome assembly.